AUGGCCGCUUUACCCCUUGGAUCUGAAACCAUAGACGACCAGAUAGAGUCAGCAAAGGAAUCAAUUCUGGCUGACCUGGCCACCAGAACUACCAAUAAGAGCCUUUUGUCUCCGAAAGUGCUGAUUAUUUGUGGAUCAGGCUUGGGAGGCAUAUCGGAGAUUUUGAAAGGUGAGACGGUCUCCAUCCCAUUCCACACAAUUCCAAACUUCAAGACUUCCACCGUCGAGGGUCAUGUGGGCAAACUAUUGUUUGGCGAAAUUGGCACCAACAAGGUUCCUGUGAUGUGUAUGGUGGGGAGAUUGCAUUUUUAUGAAGGCUACUCGUUUGAAGAGGCAACGUUCCCCGUGAGGGUGGCAGCAAGCAUGGGAGUGACUACGCUAGUUGUCACUAAUGCUGCUGGAGGCAUUAAUCCCAACUAUAAACCGGGCGAUUUGAUGGUUAUCAGUGAUCACUUGAAUAUCCCUGGUAUGGCUGGCUUCCAUCCUCUCAGAGGUCCCAAUUUAGACAAGUAUGGACCUCGGUUCUUGCCCCUCUCUGAUGCUUAUGAUUUUGAUCUCAGGUUGGAAUUUAUGAAAAUAGCGAAACAGGUUCUCAGACUCAAAAGAACCAUACAUGAGGGUACCUACUGUUACGUGGCUGGACCAACAUACGAAACUAGGGCUGAGGUGAGACUGAUUAGAAAGUGGGGCGGCGACUCGGUUGGAAUGAGCACUGUUCCAGAGGUAAUCAUUGCAAGACAUUGUGGAGUCAAGGUUUUCGGUCUGAGCUUGAUCACAAACGCAGGUUUGGGAGAGCCUCCAAUUAACGCAUUGGAAUGUUUGCAGAAUGGAUUGAAGAAGGAGGAUGUUUUAGAUCAAACGGAGGGAAUGGCUAGUCAUGAAGAGGUUUUGGAAAGUGCCAACAAUGCCUCAAAGGAUGUCAACAUAUUGGUUGAAGCAUUUAUAAACACUAUCAUCUGA
Molecule: messenger RNA, 960 nt
Organism: Ogataea parapolymorpha DL-1
Lineage: Eukaryota; Fungi; Ascomycota; Pichiomycetes; Pichiales; Pichiaceae
Product: putative purine nucleoside phosphorylase
Exons: 1
Coding region: 1-960 (319 amino acids)
Biological process (GO): nucleoside metabolic process
Cellular component (GO): cytoplasm
Molecular function (GO): purine-nucleoside phosphorylase activity
Source: RefSeq, a predicted model, not a curated record